Messenger RNA from Danio aesculapii, 3812 nucleotides. RefSeq names its product glutathione synthetase (gene gss). Gene Ontology annotation, biological process: glutathione biosynthetic process. Gene Ontology annotation, cellular component: cytosol. The transcript is spliced from 13 exons. Lineage: Eukaryota; Metazoa; Chordata; Actinopteri; Cypriniformes; Danionidae. The record is from RefSeq and is a predicted model, not a curated record. Gene Ontology annotation, molecular function: glutathione binding; glutathione synthase activity; ATP binding. Bases 176 to 1603 code for a protein of 475 amino acids.
ACACACACACACAUAUACAUAUCUAUUAGCACGCCUGAAGCUACUUCAUUUGAGUGUCAGUCUCAUCGUCUCCAGAAUUGUUGAAUAAAAUAUAUUAUACAGACUCGCUGUAAACAACGACCUUCAGAGCCACAGGAGAGACCAAACACAGCCCGCAACCAUCAGAUUCAGUGCUAUGUCUGUCAAACUGAAGGACACCCUGAAAGAUGAAAACCAGAUCAAACGUUUAGAGGAGAUAGCAAAAGACUCAGCGCUGCUACAUGGAGUGUUGAUGCGGACCAAAGACAUGCCAAACUCUCCUGAAGUGGUGAGCUAUGCACCAUUCACGUUGUUUCCCACACCGGUGCCCACAGCACUCUUUCAUCAGGCACUGGCAGUGCAGACACAGUUUAACCGCUUGGUGGACCGAGUCAGCCAGAAUCACAGCUUUCUAGAGGACACACUGGCCAGCACCAUCAAAGUUGACGAAUUUACAGCCAGACUUUUCAACAUAUGCAAACAAGUUCAGCGGGAGGGCCAUGCUCAGAAAAUAGUAGUGGGUCUGAAUCGCUCAGACUACAUGUUGGACCACAAUCCAGACGGUCGAACAUCUCUAAAGCAGAUUGAAAUCAACACUAUUGCUGCAAGUUUUGGUGGUCUUGCUUCACGAACACCAGAUGUCCAUCGACACAUUCUGAAGGUGGCAAACCUGCCAGACGAGUGCAGUCUUGUUCUCGACAACAACCCAGCAGCAGGUCUGGCCAAAGGUCUGGCCAAGGCCUGGGAGCUUUACGGAUCCAAGAGGGCUGUGGUUUUGUUUCUGGUUGAGAAUGUACAGAGGAAUAUUUAUGACCAUCGAUAUGUGGAGAACGAGCUGUGGAAAAGAAAUAUACCUGUAAUAAGAAGACAGUUUGAAGAUGUUUACAGGACUGGAUCUUUGGAUGAAAGCAAGAGGCUUUUCGUAGAUGGCCAUGAGAUUGCCAUUGUCUACUUCCGAAAUGGAUACAUGCCUCAAAACUACACAUCAGAGCAGAGUUGGGAGGUGCGUCUGAUGAUGGAACGCUCCGUUGCGGUGAAAUGUCCAGAUAUCAGCACUCAUCUCGCCGGUACUAAGAAGGUCCAGCAGGAAUUGGCUCGGCCAGGUGUUUUGGAGCGCUUUUUCCCUGACGAACCCGAAACAGUUGCUCAGAUCCGGGCCACUUUUGCUGGACUAUACACGUUGGACAUGGGGGAAGAAGGUGAUAAAACGGUAGCAAUGGCUUUGACCAAUCCAGAUCAGUAUGUGCUGAAGCCUCAGAGGGAGGGAGGAGGUAACAACAUAUACGGCAAUGAGAUCUGUGAGGUGUUGGAGAAGCUGAAGAACUCCAGUGAGAGAACAGCCUACAUCCUAAUGGACAAGAUCCAGCCCAUCCCGGUCCAGAACAUCCUGCUCAGACCCGGAGCUCCUCUGAAAGUCAGCUCUUGUCUCAGUGAACUGGGUGCAUUCGGGGUGUACGUCAGGAAAGGCAGUGAAUUGGUGUUGAAUGAGUGCGUUGGUCAUCUUCUGAGGACCAAGAGCUCGGAGCAUGCAGAUGGCGGCGUCGCUGCAGGAGUAGCAGUGCUGGACAAUCCACUGCUGGUCUGAACCACAGCGCCACAAGCUGGACUGGAGGAGAAACACAUAUGACUGACAUUGGGGGAUUCAGCCCAAAUCAAUGCAUUUCUACCUGAGAUCUGUUUUAUCAAAUGUUUAGAGUUGAUUAUCGUCUAUUGAUGAAGUAAUCAAUCAGUCAUGACUGAACUAUUCAUUUUCUUAAUAUGUUUUAUACCUCAUUCAAAGGGGGUAUCUGUUGAAGUUUAGCUUUUAAUGUUUUAUAAAUGGUAAUUUUAUUAAUGCUUUUUUGGAUGGUAACAGAUGUUAUCAACCCUCUGGUGUUGUUCAUUUAGCUGUCACACUUGUGUUGUUCACUGUCAAAACAGACUGGAGACAAUAGUCCUAUAUAGUCAGAAAUUUACCCAAUAAUUUAAUGAUAUUUCUUUUUUUAUUCUUUGAAAAAAGGCAAACAUAAAUAGUCAUGAAAGACAUAUUACAUGCAAUGGAUGUAUAUUUAAUAUAAUUUGACAUAAUUCACUCAUAUAUUCUAUUGUAAACUUUAUUUCACACAAAAUUUGAAAUUUACAUCCAAAAUUUUCACAUAUAAAAAAAAAUUAAUACGACCUAACGUUGUGUAUUUACACACUGCCUCCAAAACUUUCCUGUCAUAAAAAAAAAAAAAAAAUAUUAUUAUUAUAUAUAUAUUUUUUUUAAUUUUUCACAUACGUAAAAACCUUUUAGAGAGGUGUUUGACCAUUCAGAGCUAAAACACGAGCGAAAGCCAAAAUCCAAAAUGAGAGAGAGGAACAAACAUUACUACUUGAAUUGACUCCAAACUUUUUUCAGGUUUUUUUUUUCUUUCUAGCAAUGAAUAAGUUAAUAUGCAUCAGACUCUAUGUGAAAGGUUUCUGUGCUUGACAUUUAUUUCAGAUGGAAAUACGGAAAAAAACGCAAAUGCAAAUUUUCAGACUUCAGACCUUUACUCAGUAUUAAAAAGAGUUAAGAGUUAUUUAAUAGAGAUGGAAGCAUCAUUAUUUACACACACACACACACGCACACACAAAAUAUAUGUGUAUGUAUGUAUGUGUAUUAUAUGUCUGAGGAGAAAAUGGCUUUGAAACUAAACUGUCAGUUGUUUAAGUUAAACUCGCAAACUUGCCGUUUCUCAUUGAGCCGCACUGAAGUUUAUAUAUCUCUGGAAAUGACUGUUAACGCCCAAAUUAUCAUAGGAUAUAGAGGUUACAGCCAUGAAAAGAUGUAACUUUUUCUGUUUUAUAAUGUCCCCAUUUGCUAAAGUACGAUAAAGAUGUCUUUACUAACUGUCAAGUGUGUUAAAAAGAAAAAUAGCACAGAAUAGCCAUCUUUCUAAAGUAAUUUUUAAACCCCUGUUACUUGGCUCCAAAUCUCAGGUGAAAAUUAAUAUUUAAUAUUAAUAUAAUGGAAACAGUUGUGAAUUAGUCUCAGGGUUGCCAGGUUUUCGCAAAGAAACUACCCCGAUGGCCAAUAAAACUAUCUGUGUAAAUCAAAAACUCAAAAUAUUCCACCGCAAAUAUGUAGAAUACAUAUUUUACAUAUACAUGGUUGUAUAUUAAUAUUACAAUUAUUCUUUUUCAUAAAUAAAGUUAGCAACACAUCUCUGUUACUUUUGAAAUGUCAGUCAUGGCGUAGUGUCUUCUUUGGAGCCUUUGGACCUCACAAAACUGUGCUUGCUUACCCUGUUUCAACGUCCCAGUAGUUGAUCAUAGGUAGGAUAUAUAUUUGGUAGAGUGUAAUUGGUGCAAACCCAUAAUAUCGAACCCAUAAGUUAACAAAUGGAAGAAAAGAAAACAGUGCCAAGUGGGUUAAAAGUAGCCCAAUUCCACUGGAAAACCAUGCACUUGGCAACCCUAACUACAUCCAUGACACACAUUUUGGCUUCCUUUACUAUUUAUGUUUGCGUUGAACAAAUACUGGACCAAAUUAUGGACCAUUUAUAUGUGUAUUUGAGUUUGCUGUUUGUUGCUUUUUAUGUGUGUAUCAUUGUUGAUUUGUAGAUUGUUUCCCCCUUCCUCCAUUCACAAUAUUCAUAAAAUGCUUAGUACCAUUUUGAAGGUUAGGGUUUUUAAAAAUGUUUUUCAUUUAACUUUUCUAAAAUGAUUGAACAACACCAGAGAGUUUAAUUUCGCUGACAACAUUUUCAUGGUAACCAAGAUCCAUUGCCAAACAUAACCAGAAUGAUCACGAUUAGCCAAGAAUAAAGCGUAAGUGUGUUUAAUAUGCA